GUCAAAUAUCUCCAUGUAUUUAUCUGUUUGGUUCUUUGUAUAUAUACAUACAUCAACAAACACUGCAUCUCCUCAUCUGUUAGAGAGAGGAGAAUAUGAAGAAGAAAAGCCUAAUACUGUUCUUGUUGGCUUUGUUUCUGCUACUAAGUAUGGGUUCAGCAGUUAGCGGUACUGAUACACCAACACCAUCUUCUCCGCCUAAAGAAUCCCCACAUCAUCAUGAGCAGACGAGGGAGAGAAAAGAGGUGUGUAAGAACUCGGACAGCCAUGAGGAAUGUCUUCUCAAGGGAACCGUCGCUGCUCACACCGAUUACAUCUACACUCAAGACUCGAACUCGCCUUGACCAAGAUACCAAAAAAUUAAAUCACAAUUUCUUUGUUUCGUCGCAAAAAAAAAAAAAAAAAAAAAAAAAAAA
Messenger RNA from Tarenaya hassleriana, 416 nucleotides. Its product is annotated as phytosulfokines 1. NCBI's taxonomy places the organism in Eukaryota, Viridiplantae, Streptophyta, Magnoliopsida, Brassicales, Cleomaceae. Gene Ontology annotation, biological process: cell population proliferation. The record is from RefSeq and is a predicted model, not a curated record. Gene Ontology annotation, cellular component: extracellular region. The transcript is spliced from 3 exons. Gene Ontology annotation, molecular function: growth factor activity. Bases 96 to 344 code for a protein of 82 amino acids.